Molecule: messenger RNA, 620 nt
Organism: Erythranthe guttata (spotted monkey flower)
Lineage: Eukaryota; Viridiplantae; Streptophyta; Magnoliopsida; Lamiales; Phrymaceae
Source: RefSeq, a predicted model, not a curated record
AUCUACUAUUUGUUUUGUCCUACUAUAAAUGACAAUAGGUUUUACCGGGCUUAAAUUCUUCCCGGCGAGUCCACUGAUUUUCCGGCCAGCCUUCCCAAUUGUCUUUGUUGUUACCCGUAAUUCGCCGUCGGCGGAAUCUGGCACCGUACCGGAGCUCCUUCUUCUCUCUCUCGUCAAGUUCAGGAAAAGAGGAAGCUUCGAUUCACUCCAACUGCCUGCUUUACCAUGAUCAUGGAGUCGUCUCCACCAAAGGGAAGUGUAACCAUCAAAAUCGAAGAUUUACAGCCUGUAAAUAACGGAAAUAAGAACACGAAUGACGAGCAGUACUGCCUCAAAGAGAAUGCCUUAGGCGGCUGGAGUUCGGCAUUUCUUUUGCUAGCAAACCAAGGCCUUGCAACACUAGCUUUCUUCGGAGUCGGAGUGAAUUUGGUUUUAUUCUUGACUCGAGUUCUUGGACAAGACAAUGCUUCCGCAGCAAAUAAUGUCAGCAAAUGGACCGGAACUGUUUACUUGUGCUCGCUCGUCGGAGCAUUCCUCAGCGAUUCUUACUGGGGCCGCUACCUCACUUGUGCACUUUUUCAAGUCGUAUUUCUCGUGGUAAUUAUUUAAUUAAAUAUACA